AUGCAAGAUGUGGAGUACAAGCCUGACUCGAAUCAUAUAUCUUUAAAUGAACUUGUACCUAUUUUGAAUGAAGAUUGCGAGAUAACCAGAGAACACCAGGUUAUGCGGAUUUUCUCAACAAAAUAUCUAUCGGACCAACACCUGAAAGGGUUCGAUAGGUACAAGUAUUGCUGUAUCGAUAAUAGUCCAUUAUCCGUUUACGUAUCACAUCCGUUCUGGAAUUGGAUUGUUGAGUUCUACCCAAAGACAAUCGCUCCUAAUGUCCUUACUUUGGCUGGAUGGGCAUUAGUAAUGGGCUGCUUCCUUCUCGAAUGUGUGCUAGAUUAUGAUUUGAAUAGAAAUAGUGUAGGGGGGAAAAAUCCUAUUCCGGAUUGGUUCUGGAUGGCUGCUGCCAUUUGUACUUUUCUCGGCCAUACUUUAGAUGGAACUGAUGGAAAGCAAGCUAGAAGAAUAGGCGCUUCAGGACCAACUGGAGAAUUAUUUGAUCAUGGCUUGGACUCAUGGUCAACAGUGCCUUUCACUAUCACAAUAUUUUCAGUUUUCGGAAGAGGAGCUUUCAGCGUGCCUCCCUUGAACCUGCUAUAUGUUCUCAUAAGUGUUCAAUUAGUUUUCAUAGUCACUCAUUGGGAAAAAUAUAACACAGGUGUUAUGUUUUUAUCAUGGGGAUAUGAUGCUAGUCAAUAUGGGCUUGUGUUUGUUUAUCUUUUCACAUAUGUUGUUGGCUACCAAUGGUUCAAGUUCAAUGUGAUUGGAGAUGUAACCUUUGCCAGAACAUUCGAGAUUGGGUUCUACUUGUGUUGUGUGGGAUCGCUCGUUAUGUCCGGAUACAAUAUGUGGCAUGCCUACGCCGUUACCAAGACAUUCAAACAGUCAUCAGUAGCCGAAAUGGCUCGUCCAAUGUUCCCCGUUGUUUUACUUUUCGCUUCAAGCGUAGCGUGGGCUGCUUAUUCUCCAACCCAAGUGAUCGAACAAGAUCCACGUAUGUUCUUCUUCUGUGUUGGAACUGUUUUCAGUAACGUCGCGUGUCGUCUCAUCAUCUCCCAAAUGUCUAGCACAAGAGCUUGUGUAUGGAAUAGCAUGCUGGCUAUUUACGUCGCAGUAGCUGGGCUCUCAUUCCUUCUUCCUGUCUUCGAACUUACUCUUCUCCGAGUAUCAACUAUCGUCAUUACUGGCCUUCACCUCCAUUAUGGUGUUUGUGUUGUUCGUCAAUUAUGCGAGCACUUCAAGAUUUACGCUUUCGAUGUUUCAUAUCUUACAAAAAAGAACUGA
Molecule: messenger RNA, 1269 nt
Organism: Auanema sp. JU1783
Lineage: Eukaryota; Metazoa; Nematoda; Chromadorea; Rhabditida; Rhabditidae
Source: the annotation of a GenBank genome assembly